AUGCAGAAAGCCGCCGUCGUUGAGACCGCGGACCAAGACCAAGCCCUGGGUACUUCUGCCGUCGAAAAAAAGAUUCUGGAAAGGAUUCAAAAAUGCCUCGAUCGAGCGCAUCACGCCAACUCGUCCGAAUUGGAAGCAAAGGCUGCCCUAUUUGUCUCCCAAAAACUUAUGAGCCAACACAAUGUGACACAAGCGGAUCUUCUGGCCAGCGACAGAAGCAACAGUAAGGCUUCGUUUGGCGGACACAGCAAGGUCCGUAUCAUAAAAACAAAUGGCUCUGAUAAGAGGGUCAUGAUGGAAGCUUUUGCCGGCAAACUAGCCAAUGCAAUGUGUACUUUCUUCGACUGCAAGUGCUAUUCAACAUACUGCGGCGACUGUGUGGAAUGGAGCUUCUUUGGAAUCGCUAGCAACACAGUUGCCGCAGCGAUGUCCUUUGAGAUGGCGCAUAAUAGGAUCCUAAACUGGGCGUGCGCUUACAAAGGUGGCAAGCCCACAUUCAGUUAUCGUAUCGGUGUGGCCGACGGGCUUGCCGCGAUGGCUAAUCGCGAAAAACAAAGAGAGCUGGAUCAAGCUCGGCGCAAGGAAUUGGAUAUUUUGGCAUCUCAAGAGCACGACGAAGCGGAGAAUCGCCGGCGAGAGAUCGAGAGGCUCCGGCUUCGCCCCGCCCGUUAUGCCGAUCCCCUCAGUGCAAUUGGUUAUGGUGAUGAAAUCCUCGACCAAACAAAUAUCAAGACCGAGCUCGAUACAAGUUCGUGCGACGAGGGUGAUGACGUAAACUCCAACACCAAGGCUGACUUUGAUAUGGACGAUAUAAAGAUAACAGACCUCUGUGACAAUGUGGAUGAGACGAUCGACAUGUAUGUGAAGCGAGAGCCCACAGAGCCGCCGAACCCAACCGAGAUGCCUCUCUUCAACAUGGACUCAAAGGCUCACAUUGACACCAAAAGCGGGGCUCCACCGGCAACGGAAGCAUCUCCUUGGGAAACGGGCGCUCAGCUUAUUCGGUUCCGAGUAACGGCGGAACAGGUGGCGGAGGAUUAUCUGAAAGAGAAAAAGAUAAAGCUGUCUCAAGGGAGACAGCGAUACUAUAUGAUUCGAGACUUUGAUGCGUACCGUCAAGGUCAGGCGGACAGCGCAAUGAUUGAGAUCAAUCGGCAGACACGACGUUAA
Molecule: messenger RNA, 1170 nt
Organism: Penicillium brasilianum
Lineage: Eukaryota; Fungi; Ascomycota; Eurotiomycetes; Eurotiales; Aspergillaceae
Source: the annotation of a GenBank genome assembly